AUGGAAGUUGACCUUAUUCCUGAAAACAUACAAGAUAAAGUAAAAUUAUCAAUUCCAUCUAAAAAAAUUCAAGGACAAGGUUAUACUUCUGAUCUUUUGGCAAAAAUUGAGGAACUUAAGGAUGAACUUAGAGAUGGACAGGAUAAACUUAAGGAGGAACUUAGAAGUGAACAGGAUGAACUUAAGGAAGAACUUAGAAGUGGACAGGAGGAACUUAAAUCAAAUAUGGAAAGUGGUUUUAAAACAGAAACUGAAAAGGGCAAAGAAGUGCUAGAAAAAGGGUACCAAAUUGACUUUCCACUCAAAGUGACCACGAUUACCAAAUCAGGUGAACCUGGAAGGUUUAUGAGUUCACCUACAGAUGAAGAUACACAUAGAUCACCAAUACUAGGAACUCGAAAACCAGAUUUCGUAUUCAUUUUAAAAGAUUCAAAAUUAGAUUACUUAAAUGUUGUAGCUAUUGGUGAGAUAAAGAAGCCAAUUAGUGGAAAAUUUAGUGACGCACAAAUAGGACAAGCAAUAUCAUUCGGUGAAAAACUAUUGCAACUUCAGCCACGGCGAAG
Diversispora eburnea is the source of this 563-nucleotide messenger RNA. The record is from the annotation of a GenBank genome assembly. Lineage: Eukaryota; Fungi; Glomeromycota; Glomeromycetes; Diversisporales; Diversisporaceae.